AUGUCUCACUCAAGUGUCUCCAAAGGUUUGCAAUCUUGUCUCAAACCACGAAACGUCGAAAGAGUGUUGAGACUCAAAUUGGCUACACAAGGGUUUAAAAUUUCUCCGAAAUCCGAAUGGCCUAACAAUAGUAGCAAUGAUGAUAGCACCAUUGCCUCAUUCUCAAAACCAAAUUCAGGUAACAUCUCAAACAAUAAUAAAUUUGACAUGAAAAUGUCCAAAGAAGAUUCCUCUGAAGAAGGUGGGAAAUGCACCUGGAGUUUCAUUGAAUCCCUCUCCAACAAUUCUCAUUGUGGCAACAAAGAUGAAGAUAGUGUUUAUGUUCUCCCAAAAUCUAAGUGUUCUUCUUCAUCAAUGCUAAGUGCUAAGAGCUUGGAAAUGUGCACUGAAAACUUAGGAUGUGAAAGUGGAAGUAAAAGCAAAGGUGAUGAAAUGUCAUUGUUUUCAUUGGAAAAUAAUAGCAACGGUUUCAUGGAAAAUAGCAACACUUCGGUGGAAGUUGACACAAAUUGUUUUGAGCCUAAUAAAAGGUUGAAUAAUAACAAGAAAUGUGGCAACACUUUUCCUCCUCCAUUGACAUCAAUAACUGAUUUUGGAGGGUUGCACGUCCGCCCUCGUCGCGAAAAUGGUAGGCUGAUUUUGGAGGCAGUAACAACUCCUUCUCAGCCGUAUUUUCGCGCCGAGCGCAGCGAGGGAAGGCUUAGGUUGAGUCUUUUUGAGAGUGUUGAAUCAAAUUGUGGUGAUGAUGAUGGAGUUGAAGAAGAAGUAGAAGAAGUUGUAGAAGAAGAAGAAGUUGAAACACUUAAGAAUGAAGCAUGUGUUGAUGAAGAAGAGUUGGAAAAGUGUGUUGGAUGUGUUGAUGAUGAAAUUGGGAUUCCAACAAAGUUUAGGACUCCAACAAGGUGCAAGAUUUCAGCAGUUGUCAUGAUUGGUGGCUUGGUUCUUUGA
Arachis stenosperma is the source of this 948-nucleotide messenger RNA. Its product is annotated as protein FANTASTIC FOUR 2-like. The transcript has 2 exons. Lineage: Eukaryota; Viridiplantae; Streptophyta; Magnoliopsida; Fabales; Fabaceae. Bases 1 to 948 code for a protein of 315 amino acids. The record is from RefSeq and is a predicted model, not a curated record.